This is a messenger RNA of Penicillium subrubescens, 1560 nucleotides long. RefSeq lists its product as uncharacterized. The record is from RefSeq and is a predicted model, not a curated record. Gene Ontology annotation, molecular function: transmembrane transporter activity. The transcript is spliced from 5 exons. Gene Ontology annotation, cellular component: membrane. NCBI's taxonomy places the organism in Eukaryota, Fungi, Ascomycota, Eurotiomycetes, Eurotiales, Aspergillaceae. Gene Ontology annotation, biological process: transmembrane transport. Bases 1 to 1560 code for a protein of 519 amino acids.
AUGACGACUAGCUUGGCAGUGACUGACGACAAGACUUCCGUCGCGGAGGUUGAGAUUGCAAAGCAUGAACCCGCUCCUGUUCGCUCUACAGUAGCUCAUUAUGAGCCGGUUACCGAGGAAGAGAAGGCAUUGGAUAAAAGAGUCAACUUGAAGUUCGAUCUCUGCGUUAUUGUCUUUCUCUCUUUGGGCUUCAUUCUUUUAGGCAUUGACAAGACAAACGUCGGAUUUGUCGCGACCAGCACAUUUGUCAAAGAUGCCCACCUGAAGCCUAACGAUAUUCCGAAUUCUUUGUCCUUGUUCUCUGCCACAUAUGUUCCUCUCCAGCCUAUAUCAAGCAUAAUCGGUCGCCGAGUGGGAGCAAAAUGGUGGAUUACAGCUUUGAUGACUGCCUUUGGAAGCAUCUGUAUCGCACACAUGGCAGUUAGAAGCUCCUCGACCUUCUAUGCUCUACGUUUAAUUCUCGGAGUUGCGGAAUCCGGUUUUACACCAACUGCUUAUUAUUAUAUGUCGACAUUUUACCCGAAAUUCUCGCUGGGAUUCCGUAUGGGUAUGUUCUCGGGCAUGUACGCAGUGGCGGGCGCAUUUGCUGGCCUUCUCGCAUACGGCCUCCUUCACCUGGAGACAUCGUCCCUUCGAGGAUGGCAGAUGCUGUUCCUUGUGGAAGGUAUCAUAACGGUCGUUGUGGCUUUGGUUGCUGCUGUUAUAAUGCCGGCAGACAUUUCUAAAGCUUGGUUCCUGACGGAAGUGGAGAGAGCGCACGCGUUGCGUCGAAUGGAGAGGGAUUCCCAGACGACCUCUGAUUCCGGAAUUAGGGAUGGUGUUGACAGUGAUGGUGACCUAUAUACCGCGAAGGAUGACCAAAAGAUCACUAUGCGAGACAUCAAGGACGUGUUCAUGGAUUGGAAGAAGUUGCUGAUUAUUGUGUUCAAUAUUCUCAGUGUGCUGCCUGUCACGGCCUUUACCACUUUCCUACCCCUUGUUGUUCAGGGCAUGGGUUACAGCGGUAUUCAAGCAACGCUUAUGUCCGUUCCACCUUUUGUUGUGGGAACCGCUGGCUUGCUGGCUAUCGUCUAUUCAUCAGACCAUUUCAAGGAGCGCAGCCUUCAUACUUGCUUUGGAAUGGCACUUGGUCUGAUUGGAUGCCUGGUUAUGGCGACUUCGUCAAAUCCGCGACUGAGAUAUGGCUUUGCUCAUGUUUGCCUUUCUGGAGUAUUCGCCGGGGGCCCUCUGAUCGCAGUAUGGUUGGCAGGUAACACGCCACAGAAGGGACCGAGAGCGAUAAUUCUUGGCCUCAAUGGCUGGUCUAACAUUGCCGGUGUGAUCGCUGGACAACUAUUCAAGCACUCCUACGCGCCUUCGUAUCGCUACCCCCUAAUCGUCACAAUGAUCUUGAUUGCUGUUGGCAUUGUCGGAUUCUGUAGCGUACGAGGACUCUAUAUGUUGGAAAACAGGCGUAGACGCAAGGAAAUCGCUACUUGGGACCAAGCCCGAUUUGCGAUGGAAGAGUCAAGCACAACAAGAAGAGGCGAUCAACGUCACACGUGGAUCUAUAGCUAUUAG